Schistocerca americana (American grasshopper) is the source of this 801-nucleotide messenger RNA. RefSeq names its product trypsin-7-like. Bases 1 to 801 code for a protein of 266 amino acids. The transcript has 6 exons. Gene Ontology annotation, molecular function: serine-type endopeptidase activity. NCBI's taxonomy places the organism in Eukaryota, Metazoa, Arthropoda, Insecta, Orthoptera, Acrididae. The record is from RefSeq and is a predicted model, not a curated record. Gene Ontology annotation, biological process: proteolysis.
AUGCAGUCCAGGCAGCGAGCUAACGCCGCUUUGGUUGCAGCGUGCGGCGUACCGAACCGGCGCCAGCGUAUCGUGGGCGGCAACGUGACGCGCGUCAACGAGUUCCCGUGGGUGGCGGCGCUGAGCCGGCGCGGCAAGUUCUACUGCGGCGGCACGCUCAUCUCCAGGCACCACGUCCUCACCGCCGCGCACUGCGUAGACGGGCUGCGGUCUCAGGACAUCCUGGUGACGCUGGGCGAGCACGACCGCGGCGUGCAGAACGAGAGCGCCAGCCUGGAGCGCGGCGUCGCCGACUGGCAGCGGCACGACAACUUCUCCAUCUUCACCUUCAACCACGACAUCGCGCUCAUCCGCCUCGACAAGCCCGUCGACUUCGGCACCAGCGUGCGCCCGGCCUGUCUCCCCGUAGACAACACGGCGGACUACACGGACCGCGUGGCCAUAGUGACCGGUUGGGGCCGCGUGGAGGAGCGCAAGCCGACGUCGGCGACGCUGCGCAAAGUGGCGGUGCCAAUCAUGUCCAUGGAGAAGUGCCGGCGCGCCGGCUACCCCAGCGAGCGCAUCACCGACAACAUGAUCUGCGCCGGCUACCCGCAGGGCAAGCGCGACGCCUGCCAGGGUGACAGCGGCGGCCCGCUCCAUGUGGACAACAAAAAUGGAAGCAUGGAAGUAAUCGGCAUUGUGUCGUGGGGUCGCGGGUGCGCGCGUCCCAACUACCCGGGCAUCUACACACGGGUGGCCAACUACCUGCCGUGGCUGCACCAGCGCCUCGCCGGGGACUGCCUCUGCGCGCCGCCUUAG